AUGAACGCCUUUGUCAAUUCCUCCACUGGCUUCAAUGCCACAGGUGCGGCCGGUGCCGAGGUCAGUCAAGAGUUUGUGAGUGGCGCUCGCGCUCUGGGCGUCCUCCAUGCGUCUGCUGCCGUUGCCGUCACUGCUAUCCUGAUGAGCGGCUUUGAAGCUGGACGCAAAAUCCUCCUCCGAAUUCUUUGGUUCUUUGACAGUCUGCUGGGCGCCGCCCCUCAUUCAGUCACUCUUCCUGGCCCUCCCGGCCUUCCUAUCGUUGGUAAUCUUUUUGACUUGAGCGGUGGCCACGUCCAGAAAAUCAACGAGUGGACCGGCAAGUACGGCGAUGUGAUCCGCGUCUCACUUGGUCAGCGUGAAGCCGUCUUCGUCAGUAGCCACAAGGCUCUGGCAAAGACUGUCGUCCGGCAGGGACCCGCAUACCAGUCGCGGCCCACCUUCAAGCUCUUCCACAACGAUUUUGCGUCCUCUGGUAUCUGGACUGUGGGCACCUCGCCCUUCAGCGACCGCCUCGUUCGCACUCGCAAGGCGCUCUCUGCCCAGAUUGCCCCUCGUCUGCUGCCUGUCUACACGCCCGUCAUUCACCCCAAGCUUAAGAAGCUGUUUGGUGACAUCCUUGAGAUCAGCAAGGGUCCUUCUGUGGACAUGGCUGAGAAGCUCCACCGUUUCGGCACCGGCCAGGUCUCUGAGCAGCUCAUGGGAACCCCCCUGGACGACGACAUGGUGGGCAUGCUCGCCGAGAACGAAACAAACAUCUUCCGUCAGCGCACCGUGGGCUCUCCCGCUCGGGACUACAUCCCCAUCAUGCGCGGCGCCAGCUGGCUUCGCUAUGUAGCCGGCAAGAUGCUGGGCAUCAAGGAGUGGACCGUCGACGAGAAGGAGGAAAAGGCCCGCGAGUACCGCCGGAAACAGCAAGUAUACAUCAGUAAGAUGCUCGACGGCCUCCGGGCCCGCGUCGAAGCCGGCGACCAGACUCCCUCCAUCCUGGGCAACAUCCUCCGCCAGGGCCUUCUGAAAGACGAGGAAAUCCUCCUGGCUUCCUACACCGGCAUUGCUGCGGGCGUCAACCUUGGCUACUCACUCACAUGGAUCAUCGGCUACCUCGCCAACAGGCCAGACCUGCAGCAGAACGGCUACGAGGCUAUUCGCGAAGUGUACAACGGCGAGCCGCCCCUGCCCCAUGAGUUUGACCGCGUCGAGUAUGUCAAAGCUCUGCACACCGAAGGCUCUCGUAUCUACACGCCCGUGCGUCUCGGCUUCCCGCGCGAGACACUUGACGGCGCCAGCUACGACGGCCACGAGAUCCCUCCCGGCAUGCUCGUCAUCAUGAACCUGAUGGCCGGCAACCGCGACCCCGUCGCCUUUGACCGCCCGAAUGAGUACCUCCCCGAGCGCUGGCUCAACGGCCGCAAGGGCCGCACCGACCUGAUGGGCGAGGGCGGCGACAAGCUCGGCGUCACCCACCUGACCUACGGCGCCGGCCGCCGCGUGUGCCCCGGCAUCGACAUGGCCAACCGCGGCCUCUACUCGACGCUCGUGCUGCUGCUGCACUUCUUCACCUGGGAGCGGCAGCCGCUCGCUGAGGAGCAGAGGAAGCACGUCUUCCCGCCGUUCCGUGCGGAGCGUGAGUGCUCGCUCGAGAUGGACGCCUUGGCCGACACGGCCACGCCCACCGAGGCGCAGGCCAUUCCGUGGUCCGCCGGCAUCAAGUUCCACUGCCGCGACCCGGCUGCUCUGGAGGCUUGGAUCAGCUCCAAGGACACGUAA
Molecule: messenger RNA, 1767 nt
Organism: Diplodia corticola
Lineage: Eukaryota; Fungi; Ascomycota; Dothideomycetes; Botryosphaeriales; Botryosphaeriaceae
Product: cytochrome p450 phenylacetate 2
Exons: 7
Coding region: 1-1767 (588 amino acids)
Molecular function (GO): oxidoreductase activity, acting on paired donors, with incorporation or reduction of molecular oxygen; iron ion binding; heme binding
Source: RefSeq, a predicted model, not a curated record